This is a messenger RNA of Cygnus olor (mute swan), 2499 nucleotides long. RefSeq names its product polycystic kidney disease and receptor for egg jelly-related protein-like. The transcript has 2 exons. Gene Ontology annotation, molecular function: calcium channel activity; protein binding. The coding region runs from base 628 to 2256 and encodes 542 amino acids. The record is from RefSeq and is a predicted model, not a curated record. Gene Ontology annotation, cellular component: membrane. Gene Ontology annotation, biological process: detection of mechanical stimulus. Lineage: Eukaryota; Metazoa; Chordata; Aves; Anseriformes; Anatidae.
UGGGACUCCUCAGCUGGCUCCCACUUGCGGGCAGCACUGCAAUGCCAGAGCUCCCUCAGAACCUUCUGGUCAUUGCUGACAUGCCUCUGUGCCCUUUUCUCCUCCUUCCGCUGCUCAGCUUGUUCCACCAAGCCCUGCGAGCCUCCUCUCCCUGCCUGCAGCCACCACCCCUGCUGCUCACCUUCCUGGCCACUCCUGGAAAUGUCUCCCAACAGCGCGACACCCAGGGCUGCGUUGCAUGCCUGGGGAGCGGCACCGGGAUACUGCACUACCAGCUGGGCCCGGGAGUAAGACCAGAGGCUGAGAAGAAAGAGAUGCAGCCACCAGCCGCACCACGCUGCACCUGGUACCUGAAAUCGGCUUGGGUGAGGAGCACCUCUCGCUGGGUAGGGCAGGGCAUGCUGCAGACAGGCCUCCUACCGGCAAGCACUCCUCUGCCCCAAAGAACUAGUCUGGUGGCAAAUAUCACCAGAGAUGUCUGCAGGCUUGGCUCUGCAAGAGACUGGCAAAGGGAACAGUGCAUCUGCAAGAUGACAGAGGUGCGGAAGCCCAUCAGUCCAUGUGGCCUCAAAUAAAUCCACAUUCAACAACAGGUUCCUGGCAGCCAAAGCAAUAGUUAUCCCCAACAUGAUAGACCUGGAGAAAGCGCUGAUAGCAGACAUUCCUAAAAACCCUGUGACACUUUUAACGGUGCUCUUCAUUCUUGCAGCCUACUUGCUCUUGUCCCUCUGGGCCAUGCAGAAAGACAGGGCUGACAGGGCCAGCAAAGACAAGAUUAUAGUUCUGCCUAACAAUGACCCCUUGGAUAAAGUCAGCUUUUUGGUCACAUUAUACACAGGCAGUCACUGGGGAGCUGGAACCAAAGCUGACGUUUUUCUCCAGCUCAUCAGUCAGAACGGCACAAGCAAUGUCCACUGCUUAUGGCACCCACAGGUUCCUUCUUUCCAUCAAGGAAGCACUGACUGCUUUCUCUUCACUACUAGGGAAGGCUUAGGAGACAUCUGCGCCUUCGGGAUCUGGCACAAUAACAGAGGCCCAUCUCCUGGCUGGUUCUUAAGUAGAGCCAAAGUUGAAAACACGUCCACUCGGAAGACCUGGUUAUUUAUGUGCAGGAAGUGGCUUUCUCUCAACAGGGGAGAUGGCUUACUGGAAAGGACAUUUUCCGUCACAAACCCCAAAGAUCCCCUACCCAGAAAGGACUACUUUUUGAUACAUCUCUCCAAUCAUCUGAGAGAGGGCCAUCUGUGGACCUUGAUUUUUGCUCGCUUUCCCACCGGCACUUUCACCAGGCUCCAAAGGUCAUCUUGUUGGGUAGCAAUGUUAUUACUGAAGUUGCUCUUUAACAUCAUGUUCUUCAAAGUGGCCAACAAUGAACAAUAUCCAAUCCACUUGAUAUACCUGAGAUCAAUUAUAAAAGGAACUGCCUGUUUUUUGGUGACCUGCCAUCUCGAAAAGAUUAUCAUUGCCUUACUUAAGUAUUCCCAGAGGGAACCUUCUUCUCGUGCCUUGGCUCAGAAGGACACUGCAGAAGAAGGGGGCAACUUUCUGAAAGCAAGCAAGCCAGUAGGACUCACCUCCAGGCUCUUUCACAAGAGACCUCACAUAGAUCUUUGUUGGUGGUGCGUCUACCUCUCAUGGGCAUUGCUUCUAGCUGUAACUGGGGUAUCAUCAUUUUUCAUUGUCCUUUAUGGUCUGUCUUACGGUUACCAGACUUCAGUCGAGUGGCUGUCUGGAUCGGCAACCUCCUUUUUUGAGAGAGUGUUCUUCUUUCCAGUCCUAAAAUCCCUUUCUGUCUCAGCUAUGAGAUCAAUUCAUCCAAAGUGCUGUGAGAACAUUAUGUGGUUAACUCAAGAAUAUUAUUCCAAGAUUAAGCUGGAUAAGGAAAAGCCAAAUGAAGACAAGAUGAGGCAGAAGCACUCUAAACUUGCCCAAAUCAGAGACACCAAGCAGCGUAAGCCUUCAGAAGCCGGAGAAAUUGGAAAGAUGCUGGGAAGGGCAAAAAUGAAAAUCAGGGCUUUUAUUUUCAAAAGAAAUUUCAUUAGCCACGUCGCCUUUUUUGCUCUGUUAUUAAAUUUUGCCUUUUCUGUUCAGAACAACAGUUUUCACUACAACCCACAUAUUCUGAACCAGUUCGCUCCCAGACUCUCCCCUCUGAACAAGCUAUUAGAACAUCCUCACUCGUGGGCAAAUCUUGUCUUCUUGCCUUUCAUCCACAACGACACUCAGCCAGCCUUUCUUACCAAGAGCUGCACCUAAAUCACUGGUUGGCCUAGGAUGAGGGGGCAAGUAUGGGUUGAAGGCGCAGAGGAAACUUGUUUCCAACCUCACGGCUUUGUAAGCAACUCUGUGGCCAGGAAAAGCCACUGGCUUCACCAGCACAGCAGUGGCAUCCAAGCUGCUAUCACAGCUGCCUAUAGAGACAGGAGACAACCUGUUAGCGAAGAACCAUCUGAGGACGCUCAAUACUAGAAAAAUAAAUACUUGUAGUUUGAUAGAAGA